Pyricularia oryzae 70-15 is the source of this 2257-nucleotide messenger RNA. RefSeq lists its product as uncharacterized. Gene Ontology annotation, biological process: poly(A)+ mRNA export from nucleus; regulation of translational initiation; regulation of translational termination. Gene Ontology annotation, molecular function: inositol hexakisphosphate binding; translation initiation factor binding; phospholipid binding. NCBI's taxonomy places the organism in Eukaryota, Fungi, Ascomycota, Sordariomycetes, Magnaporthales, Pyriculariaceae. Gene Ontology annotation, cellular component: nuclear pore; nuclear pore cytoplasmic filaments; cytoplasm. The record is from RefSeq and is a predicted model, not a curated record. The transcript has 2 exons. The coding region runs from base 191 to 1828 and encodes 545 amino acids.
UCAACUUGCGCGCGCGGGGCGAAAAAGGAAACCUAAAGCGACGCCCGACCACCGCCAUUGACGGGUAGCGGCAGAAUUCCAAAAGUCGCCGAAGCUCCCAACUUGCUCGCGGUGUUCAUUGUCUGGAGGUGCAAAUUGUCACCCAAAACUCCUCUUCUUGCUCUUUGGGUCGUGCAGCCAAACGCAGAGAAUGGCAAACUCAUCCCCACCGACGCGUCUUCAACGCGACGUUCGUCCCUCUUCGGCAAAUCGUCUGAGCUAUCCAUGGGGCGCAAACGUCGACUUCGACCUCGAACAAUUAACACUUGAGGAUCGCAAUUCAGAGGAGAGUCACAGAAGAGGCCUAGCGCAUGCAAGGCAAUUUCAUGCCAACCUACGAAAGACAGCUGUCGAUGUCUUGAAUCAAUAUCACCUCCAAGAGGAGCAGCAGCGGGUGAAGCUUGAGCAAGAGCGGGAAGAGGCCAGAUUACGGGCCGAAGCACAACUUGCCGCCGAACGCCAAAGAUUGGAAGCACUCAGGGCGAAGACCAUACCCGUGCCACCGCCACCAAUAACAAAACCUGAACCUGCUCCUGAGCCGCCCAAGGCCACCGAAGAGGCCCCUCAACCUCAAGCUACUCAACCAUCUGCCCAUGGGCAAACCCAAAAGGCUCCUGCUGGGAGCCAGAAGCAACCAGACCUGAGUGCUCCGAAACCACCAACUAUCCAGAAGCCUGCCUCGGGGCUCUUUGGAUCAUUACCGGGAAACGCGCAACCUUUCCAACCACAGUCAACGACGAUCAAGGAGCCUUCCAAUGCCCAGAAUCAGCCGAACAUACCUAAAACCACACCCGCUACAACAGCGGCGAAUUCGAGGCCACCCCCUGCCGCAGAUGUUCCCAGGUCUGACCGCCACGUGGAAGUUCAUCGGAACCUCAAGCAGCUCAGAGCCUUCAUGGAACAGCAGAGAGGGAGGAAUGCGCAACUUAAGAAGAAUAUGGGAGACAUGCGCCGAUUUAUCAGAGUGAAGAUCGGGCAGUUGACACCAGGCGCCAAUAAAGAGCAAGCCGAGGAUAUAAAGAAAAAACUGCGCGAGGCUCUGAGUGGCCAAACACCUAGUGAACCGGAAGAUCCCAACAAAUUCCUGCUGCAGCCUAGGAAUCCUGUUGAAGGUGCCCAAAACAACAGCCAAUACCUGCCAUCGCUAUAUCUUUAUCUGCUGAACGUCUUUGCGAAAGCGGUGAUAGCACAAUUCGUCAAUGAAUGCGGCGCAAAACCUCAGGCAGCAGAUCCUAUUGGUACCCUUGUGGCCAAGGUCUUUGCGGACCCAGAGUUCCAUUGGCGGGGAGGGUCAAUGAUUGACAUUCUGUUGGCGAAAUUCAGGGUCUCAUGUCCAGUUCUCUUCGGUUUCCGAGGAAACGACAAGACGGAACAAGGCAGGCUGCGUGUUGGCUGGAGGAAGGACAAGGGCGGUAGCUGGGACGCCGAGCAGACUCAUGUUGACCGUAUGACGGGCUUGGGCGCUGGAUAUGCGGCCAUAGCACUUCGCGAUUUCGCCAGAGUCAAGCUCAAAAACCCCUACCCGCCCUCCAAUUACUGGACGGCGCUGGCCAGAAUUAUCAACACGCCAGCGAACGAAAUCUCUGACACGCAAUGCUAUGUGCUCAAGGCCAUGAUUGAGAACCACGAAAAGCGAUUUAUCCAGUUCUACGGCACCGCUGCCGUUGCUGCUCUCCGCGUUGCGCUCGUCGAGUUUCCUGCUAAGGUACAGAAGAAGUCGGCAGCGGUCAGUGCGCUGCCUGUGUUGGCACAGAUUUUGAAACGAGACACGGGUCUGAACUUGCUGUGAGAUGACACGAGGCGAGCACUACUUGUGAGAUUUAAGUACCUAGGUACUGGCCUGAGACUUUGGUGGCUGUCGAGCGUUGUGCACUAGCCCGUGUAACAAUCAGCGUUCUAGAAUUAUCUUGGCCUUAUCAUGGCUUUUUAUGACGGCGUAUAUGUUUAAUUGUAUGGGUUUGGAUAAUAGAUUAAGCAUUAAGCAUAUCUUGGACCUGGGGUGGUCCUCAAUCACGAGAUCUUCCAAGACUGGCCUCUCGUGCUCAUGUUGCAGCCAUAGCCUCAACAGCAUCAUUACAAUAUAGAGUUAUCAUCACUCCAACUGGGAAAGAAUGCAUCAUGUCAAUGAACAAGUUGCGGUAUUUUCCAAAUUAGUUGUCCAUUGGCAGAGACUAGUCGCUAACCUGGACCUGUCUUACCCGUCAAACAUUCGCCUCCA